AUGGGCAUGAAAGUGUAUAGGUUCUCCAUCGCUUGGUCCAGAAUACUGCCAGAUGGGACGGGAAAAGUAAACCAGGCAGGCAUCGACUACUACAAUAAGCUGAUCAACUCGCUGAUAGAUAACGACAUAGUGCCAUAUGUUACAAUUUGGCACUGGGACACUCCUCAAGCACUGGAGGACAAGUACGGCAGCUUCUUAAAUAGGCAGAUUGUAGAUGAUUACAAACAAUUCGCCGAGGUGUGCUUUAAGAACUUCGGCGACAGGGUGAACAACUGGUUCACCUUUAACGAGCCACAUACAUAUUGUUGUUUCUCCUAUGGUGAGGGGAUUCAUGCUCCUGGGAGGUGCUCGCCAGGGAUGGAUUGUGCCGUCCCAAAAGGAGACUCGCUCAGAGAGCCAUACACUGCUGGUCACCACAUCCUCUUAGCUCAUGCUGAGGCUGUUGAGCUGUUCAAAGCUUGUUACAACAAGCAUGGGGAUUCCAAGAUAGGGAUGGCCUUUGAUGUAAUGGGUUACGAGCCAUUCCAAGACUCCUUCCUCGACAACCAGGCCCGGGAAAGAUCCAUCGACUACAACCUCGGAUUGUUCCUGGAGCCAGUUGUUCGUGGUGACUACCCCUUCUCCAUGAGAUCACUGAUUGGACAUCGUCUACCCAUGUUCACUAAGGAGGAGCAGGAGAAGCUAGCGUCCUCAUGUGACAUCAUGGGGCUCAACUAUUACACCUCCAGGUUCUCCAAGCAUGUUGACAUUUCGUCAGACUUUACGCCAAAGCUGAACACCGACGACGCUUACGCCAGUUCAGAAACUAAAGGGAGUGAUGGGAAUGACAUCGGUCCUAUAACAGGGACUUAUUGGAUUUACAUGUACCAAAAAGGCCUAACAGACCUCCUUCUGAUCAUGAAGGAGAAAUACGGAAACCCACCCAUCUUCAUCACUGAGAACGGAAUCGCUGAUGUGGACAGCGACCCAACCAUGAGAGAUCCUUUGGAUGACUGGAAGAGGCUAGACUACCUCCAGCGUCACAUCUCAGCCGUCAAGGACGCAAUAGACCAGGGCGCGGACGUGCGGGGCCACUUCACGUGGGGUCUGAUCGACAACUUCGAAUGGAGCCUGGGCUACAGCUCACGAUUCGGCCUGGUCUACAUCGACAAGAAGGACGGCAACAAGCGCAAGCUCAAGAAGUCGGCCAAGUGGUUCGCCAAGUUCAACUCCGUCCCAAAACCCUUGCUUAAGACUACCAAUAACAACGCAACCGUGACUGCCUCCGUUUCCGUAUGA
This is a messenger RNA of Triticum turgidum subsp. durum (durum wheat), 1278 nucleotides long. NCBI's taxonomy places the organism in Eukaryota, Viridiplantae, Streptophyta, Magnoliopsida, Poales, Poaceae. The record is from the annotation of a GenBank genome assembly.